Poecilia reticulata (guppy) is the source of this 2539-nucleotide messenger RNA. NCBI's taxonomy places the organism in Eukaryota, Metazoa, Chordata, Actinopteri, Cyprinodontiformes, Poeciliidae. The record is from RefSeq and is a predicted model, not a curated record.
UAAUUAGAAGGACAUUUCUUCUCUUUGACUCCGACACGCGACAAGAGGCUACAAGCACAAACAGCAACUGGAUCCGCAUAAUGAGGGUUUAAAUAUCUGCUGAAAMCCCGAGAAACAAAUCAGAUCGGCAGCUCUUUAAACGCUAUGAUCUGCGGAGACACCAGCCGCCAUUCUUYAAACUUCCGGAAACAACUGGCMCUCUCGUCACAUGACAGCGGUCACGUGACUUGGAAGAAAACAGGAAGUUGUUACUGUGAGUGUCUGAGUCGGGUUUUAGAGAAGUGGAUUUUAACAGCUAUUAUUCAACAGAGGUGGAUGUGAAAAAUCACAGCCUGACCGAUGAACGGUGCCGAGAGGAGGACUGCAGUCAGCACAAUGCGGUGGUAAGGAGUGUGUUUGSUUUUGAGAAGUUUACACAGGAAUGCAUCCCCUCAGAGCAGGUGUGUGGUGUUUUCCUGAAUGCUGGGAAUCACAGCAGGAAAACCAAACGACCCAAAGCUGACGAGCUCAGCAGGGAAACCCUGAACUCACUGGUUUUUAGAAAUGGAUCGGCCGCUGCAGGGAGGACAGUCGUCCCGGCGCUGUUGUUCUUACAGCACCCUGAAGUCCUGGCUGCCCAUUCUCUCCUGGUUACCCAAGUACAGGGUGAGGUACCUGCAGAUGGACCUGCUGGCGGGCCUCACUGUCGGGCUGACCACCGUACCACAGGCUCUCGCUUACGCGGAAGUGGCUGGACUUCCUGUUCAGGUGAGGUUAAGUUUGAUGAACAUGAUGCUUUUUACUGGUUCCCGUUUGCAGAACAUUCUGGGAAUCCRGGAUGUCCCCCACCAGUUCUUCCUGGAGGUUUACUACACCUUCCACAAGAUCCCAGAGGCCAGAGUGGGCGACGUGGUCCUGGGCCUGGUUUGUCUCGCUCUGCUGAUCGCACUGAUGUUCAUCAAGUCACAUCCGGGYUCUGACCACGGAUCAUCAGUCCACUCCAGAUUCGCCAAUAAACUGGUGUGGGCUGUGGCCACCAUGCGUAAUGCCCUGGUGGUCGUGGCUGCAACUCUGGUGGCGUUUUCCUGGGACGCUUUUGGACAUCAUGUGUUCACCAUCACUGGGCACACGACUCAGGGACUCCCGCCGUUCAGCCCCCCGCCCACCUCGGACACCACGUCCAACGGCACCGUCGUCUCUUUUAGAGAGAUUGUAGAGGACUUUGGAGGAGGACUGGCUGUGAUCCCUCUCAUGGGUCUGUUGGAGAGCAUUGCUAUCGCCAAAGCUUUUGCCAGUCAGAACAGCUACAGGAUCGAUGCCAACCAGGAGCUGCUGGCCAUAGGCGUGACCAACAUCAUGGGCUCCUUCGUGUCAGCGUACCCCGUCACCGGCAGCUUCGGACGGACGGCGGUGAACUCUCAGACGGGGGUUUGCACCCCAGCUGGAGGUAUCGUUACCAGCGUGAUCGUGCUGCUGUCGUUGGCCUUCCUCAUGCCGGCUUUCUACUACAUCCCCAAAGCUUCUCUGGCCGCCGUCAUCAUCUGCGCCGUGGCUCCUAUGGUUGAUUACUGUGUCGUGAUAAAGAUGUGGAAGAUACAUCGGCUGGACCUGCUUCCUUUCGGGGUGACRUUCCUGCUGAGCUUCUGGGAGGUGCAAUACGGCAUCAUCGGUGGUGUGGCCGUCUCCGGAGCCCUGCUGCUGUACGCCAUGGCCAGACCCAAGAUAAAGGUGUCUGAUCACGGUGUGUUGGUGAUUGAGUUGAGCAGUGGGCUCAGCUUCCCUGCUGUGGAGCAUCUCAGCCACAUCAUUCACACUCAGGCUCUGCAGACCUGUCCUCCGAGGUCCGUGGUGUUGGACUGCCACCAUGUGAGCAUCAUAGAUUACACGGUGAUCAGCGAGCUGACGGACCUGCUAAGGCAGUUCAAACUGAGAAAGGUCAAGCUGAUGUUUUCCAGGCUGCAGCCCGCCGUGCUGAAGGUUCUCCUCGCAGCUGAUCUGCAAGGCUUCAAAUACACCGACAGCGUGGAAGAGGCGCUGCAGACGGAGUCGGCAAGCCUUCUUGGCGACUAAAACCCGACCUGAUCGACCUCCACCUGCAGAGGAGAUGUUUAGGUUUACACAGAUCAUGUCUUAUGUGGGAUUUUUUAAAACACACUUUACUGACAGUCGAAGGAACYUCUCAGAAACAUGCACUUAAGAUUGUGUCUGUUAAAUGUGUUAUCRCGUKUAUUAUCUACCUAAAGUAACAUUCCAGUUUGUUUGAGGAGAUGUUUAACACCAUGUUGUUUGUUAUAGUGUUUUACAUUUCAUAUAAAUAUUUUUUUUUUCUUUUCUUCCAUUGACCAAGUUAGAUUUUAAGAAUUAAAAAAGUGGAAAGAAAAAUGGAAGUGAUGCUUCAAGAAAAACUAACAUUAAAUAAUGUGUUUUCGAAAGUUGAAUAUUUUCUUUAUGUGAAUGGAGAAGUUCUGUCAAAGUGAAGUAAUACAUAAAUGUCUUUGAUUAACGAUAUACAUAUUUUUUUACUGGAACUUGUAUCAAAUAAACACAUACAUUUUUUUUA